AUGAGUGCUUCUCUCGACUCCCCCGACCCCCCCAUCGCCAGCGCGUCCGCCUCCUUUUGUGCCUCCUCCGAGCAGUCGCCUCGCGGCUCUCCCGGCCCCAGCGUCGCCAGCCCCGUCCAGUUCAUAAAGGACUACAUAGACCACUCGCUCAACACCCCCCCUGGCCUCCCCAUCGGCGCCAUCGUCCAGCACUACAAGCGCCAGCGCCUGGUCGAGGAAAUACUGGAGUCCGAAACCGAGUAUCUCCACGCGCUCGCGCUGCUGCAACACGGGUUUCUGGACGUGCUCGCCACCAACGACUACGUGCCCAUGCGCAUGCUCAGCAGCGUCGUUGCGCGGAUCCGCGCGCGCCACGCCGCCUUCGCGGCGCAGCUCGCCCAGUUGGUCAACCGCCGCGUCAGGCGCUUCGACGACUCCGACGACUCCGCCGACUCCCGCUGGCAAGACCCCGCGCUGCGCUCCUGGGACCAGCUGGAGCUUUGCCACCAGCUCGCCCAGUUGCUUGCCCUCGCCCCGCUCCCCAUCCAGCACUACCGCAAUUACCUGCUGUUGUACCGCCAGAUCAGCGACAUGCUCUCGAACAUGGCGUCCGCGGGCCACGACGCGUUGCUAUUUGCCAUCCUGCUCAAAAUCGAGUUGUGUCUCCCCCGAUAUUGCUCCUCUACUUUGCCCCACGAUUACAAGCGCGAUUUCUCGUUCCGCGCCAUGAUCCAGCGGCCUCUCAACAGACUCGCCAAGUACCGACUCUUCCUCGAGUCCCUCGUGACGCUCACAGAACGGCCUUCCCCAACCGAUCUCGAGCGGCUGGGAGAAACCAAAUGCCUGGUGCUCGCCAGGGAAAUCAAGACUUCGUCCGCACGGCUCCAUAGCACUCUCUUGCUGAUCGACGACUCGAGCUCCGAGCCUCAGCACGACCCUUUGCUCGUGCGCUUACAGACGCGUCUCCAGUUCCCCUGUCCGGAAGAACACAUCCCCAUUGAAGCUAUGGGCCAUUGCUAUUUGAGAGGUUGCUUGACCGUCGUAUGGCCCGUAGCCGGAUAUUUCACGUUAUCGACCACUUCUCACAGGCAUUCUCGGUACUUUAAUAACUUCUCACGUCACAAGAGAGCGCCCCACUUGCAUCACAAACAGUUGGGCGCAUUUCUCUUCAAAUCCUAUCUCGUAUUGGCGACCAUAUUGCCUUCCAAGAAUCUUGGUAUUCAGCCUAUUUGGCACAUCAAAUUUGCCCUGCGACUGGCAACUUGUAAGCUCGUGACUCCGCCCUCGCUGUCGAGUCAUUCCGGGUUGCAAACGCCCCAUGAGUUCGCACUAAAGAUGCAAUUUGAAUGCGAUUUCAAAAUUUGGGAAGUACUACUGGUGUGUCAUAACGAGCAGGAAUUUAAAAUUUGGAAGACACAACUGGAACUUUUCGUAGACGUUAUAAAUGGACCUCACCAAUUCAGUGAGCCUGAUUUCGAUGCCCAGUCCACACUGGAUACACUUCAUUUUAGUGACUCCACUACUUUCCCCAAACAAAUGGUUCCCUGGCAAGCAUACGAUGAAAGGCUAUCUGAGAAAAUCCAACGCUCAUCUUCCAUUUACCGAAAAGGCAAAAACCCUACUGACGCCUGCUAUACGAACCAAGACGUUGUUGUUGAAAUAGCUCAUAGGAAAUUAUGCGAUGAUUCAGCCCUGGGCACUUGGCUUGCGAAGGGGAGUCAAUUCGAUACUAUUACAAGAAGUAAUUCGUCCUUGACACUAGCAAGAACGCCCCAAAGAACGCCUCAAAGACCGCCAUCUCAUGAUCACACAAGAGCUUUGCUAAUCCCCUCCGAAAACACCAACCAAGUGUCCUUCUAUGUCGAGCUAGCUCAUAAUGAAAGGCGACAGAUCGAAAGAUACAUGCAUGACGUGUGGAGCUCGGCGAUCCCCACUACCAUCUCAGAUAUGCCUCCAACUGUACCUGAAACAACUACUAUAAUUUACGAACCAUUUUCUCACACUGACAGUCUCAAAUCAAAUGCUCGUUCCAAAACAUUCCCUGGAACGGAUUCGAGUAAUCGCACCGCCUCAACACUUCGCACUACUAGAUGGUCUCUAAGGCGUGUAUUCUCACGUAGGUCAAGGCAUCCACCGUUUGAAGACUCAGAGACUGGCUCUUUAGCCCAACGAAGUUGA
Molecule: messenger RNA, 2157 nt
Organism: Lachancea fermentati
Lineage: Eukaryota; Fungi; Ascomycota; Saccharomycetes; Saccharomycetales; Saccharomycetaceae
Source: the annotation of a GenBank genome assembly